Symbiodinium sp. CCMP2456 is the source of this 210-nucleotide messenger RNA. The record is from the annotation of a GenBank genome assembly. Lineage: Eukaryota; Dinophyceae; Suessiales; Symbiodiniaceae.
AUGGUCACCCGCGCUGCGGAAGAUUCGCUUGGACUUCCAGUGGCCCUGCAGCUCACAGCGCUGCCUUGGAGGGAAGAGCUUUGUCUUCGCGUGAUGACAGAGCUGGAACGAGCUCUACCGCCACCAGGCGCUCACCACGCGCUUGCGCCGGAGCCGAGGAGGAGCCCAAGUCUCGGAGCCGCACCCGUGCCGCUGCAAGCAAGGCUUUGA